Molecule: messenger RNA, 1957 nt
Organism: Tachysurus fulvidraco (yellow catfish)
Lineage: Eukaryota; Metazoa; Chordata; Actinopteri; Siluriformes; Bagridae
Gene: cep57l1
Product: centrosomal protein 57, like 1
Exons: 12
Coding region: 213-1628 (471 amino acids)
Cellular component (GO): centrosome
Molecular function (GO): identical protein binding; microtubule binding; gamma-tubulin binding
Source: RefSeq, a predicted model, not a curated record
UGAGCGGGACGAUCCCAAAUAGUCCACUGCUUCCUGUACACGUACACUACACAGCCCCGAUAAGCCAUUAUGUCUGACCCUAUCUAGUGCACUUGUAUCAUAGAUCCGACGCCAUUCGUAAUUCAGCAGAUGUAAUUGCUACGGAAGUAGGACGUCUCAACCGGAGUACACUGCAGUGUAAUGUAGCUGAUACACGGCGCAAAUAAUCGCUAAUGGACCGUUUACGAGAUUCGUCCUUGUGUCUGGACUCUCCUUCUAAACACAGUUAUAUUGGAAGCUUUUACGCUCCUCCGGACAGGAUGGCCCAUCAUGACCAGGACAAGUCUAAUAGGAACCUGAUCAGAAGCAGCAGAUCAUCUCACACAACACCUGACACAGGGAGCAGAGCAGUGAUCGCAGCCCUGAAGUCUCUGCAGGAGAAAAUGAGGAGGCUGGAGCUGGAGCGUCUGCAGGCAGAGAAGAACGUAGAGCGGUUUGCUCAGGCCGCUCGCCAGUGCACCGACUCCGGAAACCAAACCAGCCAUCAGUUACGGAGCAGAGAUGGAGAAUCCUCAAAGAGGAAAGAGCUGGUGUCUCAGUUGCACUCGGCAGAAGCUCGGUGCUCUCUGCUGGAAAAACAACUGGAGUACAUGAGGAAGUUAGUGGAGAGCGCACAGAGAGAGAAAACCUCUCCGGUGGAUAGAGACAGAGAGGAAAAGAAGAGCAAACCCACAGAGCCACAGAUCCAGGCUCAGUUGCAGAAACUGGAGGAGGAGUGUAUUAAACUUACCAACACACAGUCUGAGGCAGAGAGGAAGAUUAAACUCCUGGAACGGAGGUUACUCGAAGAGGAACACGAGCGCAAACUGGUGCAGGAGAAAGCUGAGGAGUUACAGAGAGAGCUGGAGACCAACCUGCUCUUUUCAGCAGCUGAGGUGAAACCAAAGAAGAAGAAGAAGACCAAAGAGAAGACCACGAAUAAGAAAUCUGUUAAUCCCGAGGUUCCUCAACGCGUGACGGCCAAGAGAAUGCCGUUCGUCGCUGGAACAUCAACAAGCCCUAGUUACUCAGUUAAUGCCAAUGUUCAGGCCGUGCUGCAUCUUCUGAAGACCAGACAACCUCGUGUGUGUGAGAGGACACAGAGUCUGAACAGCGCUGAGCCGAAAAGACGCAGUGGCUCUCAACGAGGCUCCGAAUCCCAAAGUGACGGAGCUGCAGCUAUGGGCAGCCUUUCAGACCUGCUGCUCGCUCUACAGGACGAACUAGGCCACAUGAGCUUUGAACAUCAGGAGCUGGUCAGGCAGAUAGACGAGACAAAUAAACGCGAGCUGAGGGAGGAUCUGGAGAGAGAGCUGGACUGCUUAGUCAGGAGGAUGGAGGAGAAAGCGGCUCAGAUCACCAAGCUACGCAAACACCAGCAAACCGUCCAAAAGCUGGCCCAGUGCAGCCCCAAGCCAAAUCCCAAGCCAAGACGCACCGCCAGCGCUGACAGAGUCCAGGUAGCACCAUCCUCCUCCUCCGUAGUUAAACCCUCACCUUCCAGACCACAGCGGCAUCAAAAGGCCAGCGUCGAUCGUCUACAGCUCCUCAGAGACGCCCAGAAGUUUCAGUCGAGUCUCCGUCAACAAGACAUCAGCUGGGAGACAUAAAGCCUUACUGUCCUUCUCAGCCUUGAGGACAGAAGCUCCUGUUUUCUUGUCGUUAGACCCACACGAUUUAAAAAAGCCGCUCAGAAUUUCCCAGCAUCAGGAACCGCUAAACUUUUGCCAGGUAAACAACUGGAAAGUAGGGCAGUAGUAUGACUGUUGUUUUGGUGUGUGGGUGCUUUAAUUGCCCGGUGUGUUUUCCUCUGUAUGGUUGCUCCAAGUGAUAUCUAACGAUACCAAACGGUCGCCUGUUGCUGUUUUAUAGAAUUGAAACCAGGAUAUGUUUAUAACUUUUAGAAGUGUUUGGAGAAAGUAAAAAAAUAAAAUAAAAU